CGAGCUCAGGAGCUAUGGCCUACCCAGCCGUGUUCUGGCAGCAGCAGGAGCAAAUUCUAGGAGCACUGGCAGUGCAAACACAGCUACAGCCACCAGGAACAACAGCAGCAGCAGGAGGAGCAGGUUCGGGAGCAGGAGCAGGGUCGGGAGCAGGAACGGGAUCAGGAGCGGGAGCAGCAGCAGCAGCAGGAGCCCCGGGAGUGACGGCACCACAACCCCCACCUUACCAGAUCUACUCCUUCUCCCCUUCCUCCUCCUACGGAACCCUCCCCUCUCUCAUCCCCUGUGCUCCUCCUUCCGGCAUCAUCCCACCUCCGUACUUCGCCCCAGCUUUCCCCCCUCCUUUAGUUUAUCCGGGAAAUCUCAGCCAUAGCAGCAGCACGGGCAGCACUGGCAGCAGCUACAGCAGAGGAGGGGAGGGAGGUGGGGGAGGGAGAGGAGGAAGAGGAGGGGGAGGAGGAGGGGGAGGAGGCGGCGAGAGAGCAGGAGAACAAGGGGGUAGCAGGAGUUUUGGUGACAGAACAGGGAUUGGCAUGGGAGUAGGAAGUAGUGGUGGCGGCGGUGGUGGUCGUGGUGGUGGUGGUGGUGGCGAUGGUGCCUGUGGGUUUAGUGGGAUUCGGCAAUUUUGGGAUGGUUCAGGGAAGUUUCCCCCAGUGUACCCGCAACGGCCGGGGGAACAGGAAUGCGCGUAUUACAUGCGCACGGGCAGCUGUGCGUAUGGGUCUCGGUGUCGGUUCAACCACCCUCCUAGGCUGGAGGUGAUGCAAGCGCUGCUCCCAGCCGCGCCCUAUCCGCAGCGACCAGGGCAAUCUGAGUGCAAAUACUAUCUAAAGACAGGGACCUGCAAGUACGGAGCCUCCUGCACAUUCCACCACCCCCUGGUCCUACCGGCUCCCUACUCCCCCCACCUGCCGCUCAACACCCUCGGCUAUCCGCUACGCCCGGGAGAAACCGAGUGCUCGUUCUUCCUUCGCACGGGGCGGUGCAAGUUUGGAGCAACGUGCAAGUUCCACCAUCCAGAGCCGUCCCAGCAGCUACAACCGUCCCAGCAGCUACAGCCGUCCCAGCAGCCGCAGCUGCCUGGAAAGGAAGACACCAGCAGCGGUAGCAGCGUCAGGUGUGCCGGAACUGAUGCUCUUAUCGAGUCUGUUACUACUGGAGAGGGGCUGGAGGGUGCGACGCCAGAGAAGGGGAGGCUGGAAUCGAUCCCAGUGGCUGCUGCUGAGGGGAUGGCGCCUCAGAAAGAUGGUCAGAGUGGGGGGAUGGGAGGAUUUGGGGUAGAGAGUCUAAGACUGCAUGGGGGAGGAGGAGGGAGUGGGAAAGAGGCGAGGGAUGAGAAGGGAGAGGGAGAAGGGAAGGGAGAAAGAGAUGGAGGCAGGUGUAAAGGGUCAGGUGAUUUGUCAGGUGAAAUUUCAGGUGAAAAGUCAGGUGAAGGCGUAGGAGUCAAAGAAUCCGCUAUUCCAGGCAUGGUUGGGGGAAGGAUGGAAGAUUCAGAAAGCAUAGUAGCGGGGCCAACAGCAGCAGAAGGGAGCGAAAUCAAAGAGGGAGGAGGAGCACCAGGAGGAUCUGGGACGAAGGAGGAAGGUGGAGUGUCUAGGGGGCAGGGGGGCAGCUCCCACGGGCCUGUUGUUGAGUCGUCUCAAAUGCAAGGGGGCAAAGGGCAGGUGCAGAAGAAGAAGCGGCAGCAGAGGCAGCAACAGCAGCAGCAGUAUCAGCAGCAUCAGCAGCAGCAUCAGCAGUAUCAGCAUUACCAGCAGCAGCAGCAGUACCUGCACUAUCAACAGUACCAGCAGCAACAAUACCAGCAGCACCAGUACCAGUACCAUCCCGUGAGCAGCAACAGCAGUAGCAGCAGCAGCACCACCACCACCACCUGGCCCUUGCACCAGCCCAAUCAAGGGGCGGGAGUUGUGCAUACCCCGAGCAUUGGCACAGGCAUGGGCAUGGGCAUGGGCAUGGGUAUGGGUAUGGGUACCGGCAUGGGCGUAAUGGGAGGAAGCAUGAAUCCGGGCUCUAGUGGUCACAUGGGUAUGGGCAUGGGCAUGGGUGUAGACACUGCAGGUGCACCGGGGAUGCUUUACCCAUACGCGCCAUCUGGUCCCUACAUGACGUCAUCCGUCCCAUACAUGACGUCGUCAGGUCCCUACAUGGCGUCAUCUGGCCCAUACAUGACGUCAUCAGCCCCCUAUGCAUCGUCAGCUGUUCCCUACCCUCCAUAUUCCCACUACCCUUACCCUCACUACCCUACCUCUCAACCCUCUGCUAGUCAUUCAUUCGCAUCUGUUGCUCCUGCUGUUCCUCCUCCUCCCUCCUCUUCUCCUGCUCCCGCCCCCACCGCUGCCCCCACCGCUGCCCCCACCGCUGCCCCUUCGUUCCCUCCUGCUUCUUGGCCUGCUGCUCCUUCUGCUCCUGCUUCCAUGGCCCCUGAAGUCACCGCCACCACUAAUCCUCCCUUCCCUCUGAUGCCCGCCCCAUCCUUCCUCCCACCGGCACCGGCACCAGCACCAGCACCAGCACCAGCACCAUUGGCACCUGCCACCGCUGGUGCUCUUCAGCCCAUAUACCCCCCCUUCCCCCCUCCCUCUUACCAUCCUUCCCAUCCCUUCGCACACUCCUCGUCUCUCUCUGCUACCCCCCCUCCUCACCCUCCUACCCUCCCUUUUGCACCUGAAGCCACAGUUCAGCCUGUCAGUCAGGUGUCAUCUGGUGUAGGUGUAUCUGGUGCGGGGUCGGCUGGCGUAGGUCUUUCUGCUGAAGGUGCAUCUGGUGAACCUGUAUCUGGUAUGGGGGAAACUGGUACAGGUGCAUCUGCUGUAGGUGUAUCUGGUGUAGGUGCAUCUGCUGGUGUAGGUGCAUCUGGUGUAGGUGUAUCUGGUACAGGUGCUUCCCCCCUGCUUGGACCACCCCACUCCCUUCCUGGACAGGGCGGUGCUAUAGUGCAGAUGCAACAGCAGCAGCCUCAGCAGUUUGAUACCCAUCAUCAGCAGCACCAGCAGAUGCUAUUGCAGCCUCAGCAGCAGCAGCAGCAGCAGCAGCAGCAGGCACGGCAGGACACGCCGAACCUACCAGAGAGGUUCGGGCAGCCGGUCUGCCAGUACUACAUGCGAACCAGGACGUGCAAGUUCGGAGCAUCGUGCCGGUACCAUCAUCCGAAGAAUGGCCAGGCCUAAGUGAGGAUCCUAACUGGGAGAUAGACGCGAGAAUCGCAGUUAAAUUGCAGCAGCAGCAGCAGCAACGGCAGCAGCAGCAGCGGCAGGAGCAGCAGCAGCAGCAGGAGCAGGAGCAACUUACUGACUUGAGAGAGUUUGUGUGCGUUGCGUCACUGCCGCAGAGGCUCAGGCAGGUGGUACUACUACACGCGAACCAGGACGUGCAAGUUGACUUUUGAGUCGACUCAAAAGUCUGCCGCAGAGGCUUAGGCAGGUGGUACUACUACAUGCGAAGCAGAACAUGCAAGUUCGGAGCAUCGUGCCAGUACCACCAUCCGAAGAAUGGCCAGGCCUACACGAGGACUCAAGCUGGGAGUUAGACGCGAGAGUUGCACGCAGACAACGGUGGUGGAAAUUAGAGGGAUUGCCGAUGUCACCAUCCGAAGAAGAGUCAGGCCUAAACGAAGACUCCAGCUGGGAGUUCGACUCCAGGGUUGAAGGUAACGGUGGUGGGAGAUAGAGGGCUUGCCAUGCGUUAGAGGGAUAUCAUAGGGGCCUUGCUUUCAUUAUGGGUAGAAGGUGUUCUUGCGGUAGGGUCGGGUUGACGUUUUUUCAAUUACUGUAGCCUUUUUCCCUUAGUGAGUAGCUGGAACGGUUGGUAACAGAUAAUAUGCGCAAACUCAAGGGCAAACCUUCUCAGAGUAGCAGAAUGAUUAGAACAAGGGAGUAUAGGAGAGGAUAUAGGGUUGGAGGUGUACCCUCUAUGAACACAAUAUCAGAAUUGGA
Messenger RNA from Closterium sp. NIES-67, 3935 nucleotides. Lineage: Eukaryota; Viridiplantae; Streptophyta; Zygnematophyceae; Desmidiales; Closteriaceae. The record is from the annotation of a GenBank genome assembly.